AUGUGCGCGUAACCUACGCCCACGCGCAAGGACGUGUGCAUGCAACGUCAUUGAAGGGAAAGCGGAGCAGAAGAGCGAAACAUGGCGACAUCAAACAAUCCGCGGAAAUUUAGCGAGAAAAUCGCUUUACAUAAUCAGAAGCAGGCAGAGGAGACCGCAGCAUUCGAGGAAGUGAUGAAAGAUUUGAGUAUUACCCGAGCAGCGAGGUUACAGUUACAGAAGACCCAGUAUUUACAGCUGGGACAAAACCGUGGGCAGUACUAUGGCGGAUCAUUGCCAAAUGUCAAUCAGAUUGGAAAUGGCACCAUUGACGUGCCUUUUCAGACUCCCUUUCAAGGUUCAGGUGACACUAGCAGGACAACACGGCAUCAUGGAUUGGUUGACAGAGUUUACCGGGACAGAAACCGCAUCACGUCCCCACAUGGAAGGCCCCUCGACAAACAUGGACGCCAAAUUGAUAGCUGUCCAUAUGGUUCAGUGUAUCUGUCACCCCCACCUGACACCAGUUGGAGGAGGACUAACUCGGACUCUGCGUUGCAUCAGAGCACUUUGAACCCACAGGACAUUUUCGCGGGAGGCUCACAGGACAUGCAGCCGAAACGAGUGCUUAUGCUUCAUGUACCAAGGCCAGAAGACACAGAAUCAGAUAUGGACAAAGACGAACAGAAACAGAACUGGGAUGGUAAAAAGAAUGCUUCAUCAAGGUCCAAGGUCCCAGGAAUCAAUAUAUUCCCGUCUCCGGAUCAGGAUCUGACUGCGACACUGAUGCCAUCAGCCCACGACACGGGCGGUGGCUCCCUGCCUGAUCUGACCAACAUCCAGUUCCCCCCUCCGCUGCCCACCCCCCUGGACCCCGAAGACUCCACCCUCAGCGCCUCCAACAGCACGGGAAACCUGGCCCCCAGCCACUCACACAAUUUCAGUUCCACCAGCCAAGGACAGACCACCUCCCAGCAAGGCAGGCAGGACAACAUGGUCAACCAGGACUCCCACCAGCACCACUCCCUACAGCUCUCCCCCACCCUGUCGCCUCCGCUCACCCUCGCCCAGGUAGCGGAGACCAUAGAUGCCAUGACUCUGGAAGCGCAGUUGUCCCAGUAUGCGUUCUUCAGCCAGGCCUCCUCUCAGCAGCAGCAGACAACUCAAGGACUGACCAGGCUGGUUCAGCUCCCCUCCCCUCUGAACACCUCCUCCAUCCAGACACAGAACUCCAUGGAUAUGAACUCGGGUUCUUUCCCCCAACAGUACCGCAGUAGGGCUGGGUCUUCAGCCAAUCAGUCUCCAACCUCUCCAGUCUCCAAUCAAGGCUUCUCACCUGGAGGCUCGCCUCAACACAACUCCAUAUUGGGCAGUGUAUUUGCAGACUUCUAUGACCAGCAACUCGCAUCCAGACAGACCAGUGCUCUCUCCCAACAGCUGGAGCAGUUCAACAUGAUCGACAGCAAUAGUCUGUACGGCCAGGGCUCAACCCUCAGCUACUCCCAAGCAGCGAUGAUGGGUUUGACAGGAAGCCACGGCAACCUGCAAGACUCCCAGCAGCUGGGCUACAGUAGCCAUGGCAACAUCCCCAACAUCAUUCUCACAGCCACAGGAGAGUCUCCACCCAGAUUGUCCAAGGGGUUGUCUUCUAGCUCUCUGUCAGCUGACAUCAGCUUCGAUGCGGACUCUCAGUUUCCCCUAGACGAGCUGAAGAUCGACCCGCUGACCCUGGACGGGCUGCACAUGCUCAAUGACCCUGACAUGAUCCUCACUGACCCUGCCACUGAAGACGCCUUUCGGAUUGACCGGCUGUAGAGCUGCUGCCAAAGUCACCGACCAUGUCGGUGAAACCCGGCCUGAGGUGUUGAGGGCUUGUGUCUGAGGGGAGAGGGCUACUUUUGGGGUGUGGGAGCCCAAGGCGAGGCCCCAGCUGUGAAGUGUGUUCAUCCCACCUCACUUCACCAGCAGCCCCUUUCUAAGAGCUAUGGGAUAGUGUGGUAGUAGGGAAAUUAGUUUGUCAAGAAAUGGUCGACACAGUUUGCUUUCUCUCUUCAGAAUGGGAAAGAUUGAUGGCAACAUUGUCAUGUCUGGUGGAUAUUGAGCUUAUGGUCCUGCUGUGACUAGUUUGUACUUACCAUUCUUCAUCCCUUAACUUUUUCAUUUUUUUACACAUGCAUCCUGCUGGCCUUUCUGUUGGAUGCUUUGGUUUUUGUAAAGAAGGAAAACAGUAGGGGCUACAACACUACAUUGGUCUUGCCUCCCAUUUGAAGACAUUAACUGAUUCAAAUCAUGUCUGCAGGGGAAACUGUUUAUCUUUCUCUCACCUGCCAUUAGCAUGUCUUAGCUCAUAUAAUCACUCAUCUGCUUUUCAGAACCGCCCUCUCAUGGUAAAUCUUGCCAGUCACAUUUCCGUCAAUGCCCUUAACCUCGCUGUCUAACUCACACUAGUUGUAUUUAUUGGUGCUCUGAUUUUUGCCCCGAAGUUGACCAGUAUUUUACUUUAGGUUCCCUUCCGAACUUGUCAUUUUAAUUUCAAUCCAUCAAUUUUGUACAUGUUUUAGUGCUGGUCAUCAUCUAAGCGGUUUACUUAGUUGAACAACUAGGAGUUAUAACCCUCCCCUUUAGCGUAUGAUUUUCCAGGGCAGCUGAAGUAAAACCUAAAUUCCAGUUUAACAAACCUUGAAAAAUCGCUCAGAAUCCUGUUUGUAGAUAUAAAAAAAAAAAGGAUGUCAGCCUAGCGUCACUUUGGCAAUUUAUCCAUGAAAUGACAUUUCAGCUGUAAUAUGCCACCAAUGGUAGCUGGUUUUCAGUGAACGAAUCACUGUGAGUGAUAAGAUUCUGCCUUAUAAGAGUACAUGAUAUAAGAGUACAUGAUAUGGAAGACUAUCAUCUCAACUCUCCUUUUAAAAAAUGCAGGUUGUUGUGCAACUUGUUUAGACUCUUAAGUAGUGAAGUGUAAACUUUUAUCAAGCAUCACCGUUUCUUUUCUGAUGGCCUGAAUCAAAUUGGCACUAGUGUGAGAAGAGGACCAAGUUGAGCACAAUUAGGGGAGGUUUAUCACAACUUACGUUGUUAUCCACUGCUUUUCACUUGUUACCAUUUUGCUUUUCAUAUUUGAGGUGGUACUGUAUUUCACUUGUCAGCCAAAUAGAAAUGGACAGAAAGAGCCGAGGUAUCACAUUUCUGAUGCAGUUGCUACUUGUGCAUUAGAUGUUUUAUUUCAAAUAAUUGCUUGAUCACUCAGUAUGGGUACAUCUCCGUUGGGUGUAGUCAACAAGGAACUCCUAUCACACAACGUCUGUCAUAGACUGCAGCGACCGCCAAUACGGGGGAACCCCUCUCCUUUAUAAGGCGCUGUCACUCCCUCCUGCCUCACUUUUCAUUCUUCCUUACGAUGUCGUAAUACUGCUAAUAUACUCUCCUCAGCAUUGA
Molecule: messenger RNA, 3411 nt
Organism: Oncorhynchus kisutch (coho salmon)
Lineage: Eukaryota; Metazoa; Chordata; Actinopteri; Salmoniformes; Salmonidae
Gene: crtc1a
Product: CREB regulated transcription coactivator 1a
Exons: 14
Coding region: 82-1794 (570 amino acids)
Biological process (GO): positive regulation of transcription by RNA polymerase II; protein homotetramerization
Cellular component (GO): nucleus; cytoplasm
Molecular function (GO): cAMP response element binding protein binding
Source: RefSeq, a predicted model, not a curated record